Molecule: messenger RNA, 2787 nt
Organism: Danaus chrysippus (African queen)
Lineage: Eukaryota; Metazoa; Arthropoda; Insecta; Lepidoptera; Nymphalidae
Source: the annotation of a GenBank genome assembly
AUGAGGAAGAAAAAACGGGAAUUAAUAAAAAAUCUACGUAUAGCCAAAGCUCUAGGCGACAACCACCUUAGUCAUCAGCUAGCUAGGGCGUUAAGGUCAAUCCUUAAAUUAAUUCAAGGAAUAUCGGCACAAACUGCAGAAUAUCGCGGUAAUUUUGACCGGGCCAAACAGGAAGUAGAUUUUGAUAAAAACCCUUUUGAGUAUUCGAAAACCAUUUUUAAGAAAGAACGCGGACAGCUUCUCUUGACCAACGAUCAAAUUUACGACCAUUUCAAGAGCACAUACGAAGUGCCUAAAAGUGUAAGGCUCUAUACGGAUCCAAACGAACAAAAACCGGAAAUUCCUCAUAUCGAUUUUCACGGCAUACCACCAACGUUAGACGAAAUAAGUAGUCACAUAAAGAGGAAAUCAUCUAAAUCUGCACCGGGCCCCGAUGGUAUCCCAUAUAUAGUCUUUAAAAAAUGUCCAUCGGUUCGUAAACACCUCAUAAAUAUAUACGGCAAAAUCUGGUCAAGGAAGCAAAUCCCGGAGUGUUUCGGGAAAGCAAUGUUUGUCCUCAUUCCCAAAAAAGAUCGAGUUACCGAUCCGAAAGAUACUAGACCGAUAGCCUUAACAAAUACAAUAUCUAAAAUCUUUUUCUCGGUCCUACAAACGAGAAUGACGCGAUUCAUGCUCAGCAACAAGUAUUUUAGGCCAAAUCACCAGAAAGGGUUUCUACCCGGGAUUUCUGGAUGCCUAGAACACAACACCUUGCUGUCGGAGAGUUUGAAAGAUGCUAGAAAAAGCGAGCGGCAAAUUACAGUUUGUUGGAUAGACUUAGAGAACGCGUUCGGGUCGAUACAACACGAGUUGAUGCUAUUCGCGCUUAGAUGGUAUAACUUUCCACCCUUAGCUAGCGAUAUGAUUGCGUCGUAUUACUCAAAAUUAAAGUUUUCUAUUAUAACUAAAGAAGGCCCUUCAAAAAGUUUGAGUUACAAUGUAGGACUAUUCCAAGGGUGCUGUUUAUCUCCAAUAGUAUUUAAUAUUGUAAUCAAUAUCCUAGUAGAUAAACUUAUCAGCAAUGAGAAAAAAUGGGGGUAUCGGUUUAAGUUCAAUAACAAAUACACGGAAUCCAUUUUAGCCUUCGCUGACGAUCUCGCAAUACUGACACGUCACCCCAAACACUGUCAAGUACUAUUGGAUGAAGUGGAUAAAUUCUGUGAGUGGACGGAUGGAUUGAGGACAAAACCAAGUAAAUGUCACUGUCUGUGUCUUGGUAGGCGGAAUACAAGAUACACCUCAUACGAUCCGGGACUAUCGAUAGGCGGUCAAUGCGUUUCUACGGUUACGGAAAAUGCACCAUUCAAGUUUCUCGGUCGUAACAUUGAUAAUAUAGGUCGUACUCCAUCUUUAGAAGGAAUAGUAGAUAGCUUUUUAAAUGAUCUCAACAAGGUAGAUAGCCAGCAGAUCAGUAACGUAAAAAAAGCAUGGAUCUACGAUAAUUACUUAACUUCACGUUUGAAUUGGCCUUUCCUCGUCUAUGAUUUUAGUAAAACCCUUUUAUCUAAAUUAGAUGCAGGCGUCAUAAAGAUGUUGAAGUUGUGGCUCGGGCUCGCGCUAACGGCUGACUCAUCGGCUUUAUUCAGGGAUCGUAAUAGUUUUGGGAUGAAUCUAAAAAGACCAUCGGAGCUCUACAAACACCUAAGAGUUUCCAAGAGACAUAUCCUGGGAAAAUCCCAUGAUGACGUCGUUACAUCACUCCCAAAAGACAAUGAUGCCCCAGAGCUAGAGUCACGACUUCAAUUCCAUAAACAAUUUAUGAUCGGAGCGCAAAAUAACAGAGUAGGGUUAGGAUCAAGUAGGAAAGUCCAAGAUACGGAUAUAUUGAAGUCUUUUAUUCGGCAAGACGAGAACGAUAAAUACAAGAUCCAUGCAAUGAGUUUAGAAAUGCAGAACGAUUGGUUAGACAUAGGAGAUUUUUGCAUUCCACUAGCACUAAAAUGGCGCACCCUAAUUCAUGACUGGUCGCCAGCCUUGCUAAAAUUUUAUCUCAAUGCGUUCCAGAUGACUCUCCCAGAUCAGAGUAAUUUAGUAAGAUGGGGUAAAGGUACCGAAAAAACUUGCUAUAUCUGCGGAAAGGCAGUUGGAACUGCCAAGCAUUUGCUGGUGGGAUGUAGGGUUCUCCUGGACAGCGGUCAAUACUCGCGUCGUCACGAUAGGGUUUUAGAGAUCAUACGUGAAGCGGUUAGUCUUUCGGUAGCCAGAGCGCAAAGGGAAAUAACCACAAACGAGCGAUCAAUAGGUUUUGUGAGAGAGGGCACCAGGGCUAUAAAAUCAAACGUCAAGCCUUACUCUAUCCUUAAAGCGGCUUCGGAUUGGACUAUCAUGAUGGAUACGUAUGAGAAACAAUACAAAAUCCCCGAGGAUAUUUGUGCGUCGGCCUCCAGACCAGACAUAUUUCUAUAUUCGCGUAUUUUAAAGCGCGUUGUGAUGAUAGAGCUUACGGUGCCUUGGGAAACCAACAUCCCCAAAGACCAUGCCAUCAAGGUCAAUAAGUAUUACGAGCUCACUAACGAACUAACUCGAAAUAGGUUCGUUGUUGAUUUGUACGCGGUAGAGGUGGGAGCGAGAGGUAUAACAGCUAAAUCUCUCUAUAACCUACUAAAAGACUUGGGCCUGUCCAGAACUAACAUUAAUUCAUUCUUAGAACGUACGUCGAAGGCAGCCCUAGUAGGUUCUUUUCAAAUUUGGUUAGGUAGGGAGAGGAACUUGGACAGUGGAGGUGAGCGUAUAACGCGCGUUAGUUAA